Molecule: messenger RNA, 1728 nt
Organism: Sugiyamaella lignohabitans
Lineage: Eukaryota; Fungi; Ascomycota; Dipodascomycetes; Dipodascales; Trichomonascaceae
Gene: HOL1
Product: Hol1p
Exons: 1
Coding region: 1-1728 (575 amino acids)
Biological process (GO): transmembrane transport
Cellular component (GO): fungal-type vacuole
Molecular function (GO): transmembrane transporter activity
Source: RefSeq, a predicted model, not a curated record
AUGACUGCUAAUUUUUCAGACGAGGACCACCUUCCUGGUACCGAGUAUAUCUAUGCUGACCCAGAGAAUAAUAUCAUCUGUCCAGAUGGAUCUCGUCCAAAAACCAAUAAGGAUAACAAGAUUCUGCUUCCCCAACCUACUGAAUCACCUAAUGAUCCAUUAAAUUGGGGAUUGCUCAGAAAAUGUUGGCAUAUGAUUCUCGUUUGUCUAGUGACUGGUUUUACCGCUGCUACAUCAAACGAUGCCGGUGCCACUCAAACUGAUUUAAAUGCAAACUUGGGCAUAAGUUGGAACUCGUUCAACACUGGUGCCGGUGUUUUGUUCAUUGGAAUUGGUUGGUUCACUCUUAUCCUUUCACCUACAUCCUUUUUGUAUGGUCGUCGUAUUGGAUAUUUAAUUUGCAUUUUGGUUGGUCUUGCUGGUGCAGCUUGGUUCGCCAAUAUCCGGUCCACUAGUGAUGCCAUUUGGAGUCAGCUGUUUGUUGGUGCUUCUGAAUCUGUUGCAGAGGCUCAAGUGCAAUUGUCUUUGGUCGACAUUUUCUACCAGCAUCAGUUACCAGGUGCAUUGGCUUUGUAUAUCGUUUCCACCUCUAUUGGUACGUACCUUGGUCCUCUAAUUGCAGGUUAUAUUUCCGAUAACCUCGGCUGGGAGUGGGUUGGAUACUCUGCUGUUAUUAUUUCAGGCUUUAUUUUGAUUGUGCUGUUUUUCGGUUUGGAAGAGACUUAUUUCGAUAGAAACAAGUACCAGACCACUCAUUUUAAUGCUGGAAAUGUUUCCAAGUCUGAUUCUAUAGAUGAACAGGUCAAGAAUGAGUCAAGACUGGCUUCAGGUGAUAGUGUCAUGGAAAGCAAGAAUGCUUUCAAUUCUAGUACUGACAGCACUGACGGAGCUUCUGAACACGUUGUUCCUGUCAAUGUGCAUCCAGUUUCAACCGGUGCUGACGAAAAGCCUAAGACUUAUUGGCAGAGAAUUGCUCUCAUCACCCCUGCUGAUAAUCUCAAGGGUGUUGGUUUCAAGCAGUAUUUCCAAAGAAUGUGGUUGACUCUUCGUGUAUUUACAUUCCCUCCUGUUAUUUAUUCUGGUCUUAUUUGGGGUUUCCAAGAUGCUUGGUUGACCUUUUACAUCACAACUGAAGAUGAUGACUGGUCGUCCCCUCCUUAUAACUAUGGUGAUGCUGGUGUGGCUAUUAUGAACGUUCCUACCCUUAUCGGUGCUCUCUUUGGAUGUUUCUAUGCUGGUGUUUUGUCUGACUAUUUCGUUGAAUGGAUGGCUAGACGUAAUCAUGGUGUUAAGGAGGCUGAGCAUCGUUUGUGGCUCAUGUUUUUGGUGGCUAUCUUGAAUCCUCUUGGUUUGUUUAUCUUUGGUAUUGGAACUGCCCGUGAAUGGUCUUGGCCUGUAGUCUAUAUUCUAGGUCUUUUCCCUAUUGGUUUUGCAUGGGGUAGUUGUGGUGACUUGUCCAUGUCAUAUCUUGCUGAAGCCUAUCCAGAGAUGGUUUUGGAAGGUAUGGUUGGCGUGUCUGUUGUCAACAAUACCAUUGGUAUGAUUUUCUCAUUUUGCUGUAACCUUUGGCUUAAUAUUGGUGACUUCAGGGGUUACAUUGCUGUUGGUGUAGUUGAUUUUGCUGUUCUCAUGUUGACAGCUCCAAUGAUUAUUUAUGGAAAGCGCUGUCGUCAAUUCACCAAAGGGAUGUACUACAGAUUUAUUGAAGAGCGUGAUGCUCUGAAAUAG